Molecule: messenger RNA, 1597 nt
Organism: Daphnia pulex (common water flea)
Lineage: Eukaryota; Metazoa; Arthropoda; Branchiopoda; Diplostraca; Daphniidae
Product: WSC domain-containing protein 1-like
Exons: 5
Coding region: 179-1294 (371 amino acids)
Source: RefSeq, a predicted model, not a curated record
ACUCCAAGGCUUUGCCUAGGGGAACAAGUGAUUCAAAAGUCGUUAGCACGAGCGCAUUAUCAGUGUAUCUUGGCUAUCCGUCGCGGACGGAAGCUUAACUUUUAUGUUUUGAGGGAAUUCAAUAAUUAUUUUCGAAGGAGCGCAUCGGCGUGGUCAAUCGUUUGAUUUUAAAAGAAUAAUGUCGAUGAUCCGAAACUUUUUUCGUCGGCGUACCUUUUUGGUUGUUAUAGUGACGCUUUGCCUGUGCCUUUUCACAUUUUCGUAUUUGACCUACGUCCCGCCAAACAUCAACAAUCUACAGCUACCUUCAGCCGCUGUCAAUGUAGACUCCUCGACAACUGCCGACAAUUUAGUCUCCUCGACAAUCGCUGGAUCGUUGAUGGAAAACGUUACUAGUCAAGUUCAUCCAAAAUCCGUGAAAAACCACAACAAACAUGUGAGCCAUCCUUGGCGAGACGAUCCAGUCUGCAAAAAUUUCACUGUCCAGUUGGCUGAGAGAGAUAGUCUUCCGAAAUGGGCUUUGACUUCUUUUCCGGGAAGUGGAGUCACCUGGACCAGACAGAUGAUUGAAGGUAUCACCGGUAUUUACACAGGCUCGGUUCAUGAGCAGGAUCCAUCUCCGGUUCAAGUGGAAGGCCUAGAAAUUGAUCUACUCGGCAUUACCGACGACCCGUUUUGUGGGUGUACAAUCAUCGAUAAAGACCACGAAGCGACAAUCACAGUCAAAGGAUUAGAAGAUUAUUUCCGAUUACUUCAUCUGGAGGGCUAUUCGGAAAUAUUUCGUAAGGAUUACGGGUACCGAGGCGUUCUUCUCCUGCGAAAUCCAAUGGAUGUCGUGUUCACAUAUCGUCAUUGGCAAUUGGCCGGCAAAGUGGGAAAGGCACCCCUGGAAAGCUUCCAGGGGCCGCAAUGGCACAAAGUCGUAGAAUUUGUGGCCUAUGCUUGGGCGGACCACGCCAUACGCUGGAUUGAGCAGAUCGAGAAGGGGACCGUCAUUUUCUACGAGAAAUUACUCGGCCAGAAUGCAUCGAUUGAGUUGGAACGACUGUUGGACGCCAUGGACUUCAAGCCGCGACCGGUUGAUCCGUCCCGGAUGCGCUGCACUUUGGAUCAUAGAGAUCGAACUGAUCACAAGCGGCUCAACAAAAGCUGGAUGCCAUUAGAAGAAGGACAAAGGUUAUUGUUUAUGCAAUCAAUCCACCGAGUCCAACAAAGCCUGCGACGGCGACAUUGGCCACAACUUCCUGUCCAUUUGUACGAUCUCCAUGACCUUGAUAACAAAACCCGUAGUUAAUGCGCACAGAAGUUCUGUUUAACGGGAUGUCGCACAUUUUUUGUACCAAGAUCACUUGGAGCAUUCAACACACCUGAAUCACGUAAGUUUUCAGGUGUGUGAGCAUAAUUGUAUAUACUUUCGGGUCGCAACCGUAUCGCAUCAAUCAAAAGAUACGGAACGUAUAAAUUCGGAGACCUAUAAUUACGGCACGAAUGCCCGAGGCUUUUUCUUGUAUGAUUGCAAGUUGAUUUAAGGUGAUUAAAAUUUACUCAAGAGCUCAUUCGGUUUAAAUAAAAUAUCCUUCAAAAAAUAACGUUAAAU